GCAGCCCUAGGAGAAGGUGGGGUGAUCACAACUGGACUGAAAGCAUGCAUUUUCUAUGGAUUUAUCAUGAGGACUUUUCACUUGCAGAUUUUGAUCAGGAUGAGCCUCCAGGCCCCACCCAGACUCCUGCAACUGGCGGGGCAGAGCCUGCUGAGGGACGAGGCUGUGGCCAUCCCUGCUGUAAAGGAGCUGCCAAGGGAGCUCUUCCCACAACUAUUCAUGGAGGCCUUCACCAAGAGACAGAGGAAAGUCCUGACAGCCAUGGUGCAGGCCUGGCCCUUCAUCUGCCUGCCUCUGGGGUCCCUGAUGUUGACCCCUGAGCUGGAGACCCUAAGAGCUGUGCUGGAUGGGCUGGAUGUGCUGCUGGCCCAGAAGGUUCGCCCCAGUGGGUGGAAGCUGCAAGUGCUGGAUUUACGGGAAGUUGAUGAGAACUUCUGGAGUGUGUGGUCUGGAGCCCCUGUGAGUUCCUCACUGGCCAUGAGUCAGAGGCAAACAGGGGAGGACUGUCCAUGCACAGGAAGGCAGGGAUGCCUGAAGGUGGUAGUAGAUUUCUGUUUUGGCUUCCCCGACAUUGUCCUACAGGAAUUUCUCAUGCAUGUCUGUGAAUGGGCCCAGCAGAGGAAGGAGUUAGUACACCUGUGCUGUAAGCAGUUGGUCCUUUCUGUAAGGUACGUCAAUGAAGUCAGAAAGUUUUUAGAAAUGAUGGACCUGAACUGUAUCCAGGACAUUGAAGUGCACACCUACCGGGAGAUGGAUAGUCUAGAACAAUUUCUCCCUUAUCUUAUCCAAAUGAAGAAUGUUCGGAAAAUCAUGUUCCGCCACUUCCCCGGGUGUAUCUACUGUUCACCAAGGAUAGGGGCAGAGAUCAUGUGGGAACUGAUCUCUACAUUCCGCAAGCUGGACAAGCUCCAGAAGCUUCACCUGGACAUGGUGAAUUUCUUCAAGAACCAUCUGCAGCAGUUAGUCAGGUUCCUCAAGAACCCCUUGGUAUCCUUCACAAUAACUGGGUGCUGGAUUUCAGAAUCACAAAUGGACCGCCUGUUCCUGUCCCCAAGCAUUCAUCAGCUAAAGGAGCUGGACCUGACUGGCACCAUACUGAGCGAUUUCAAUCCUGAGCCCUUCCAAAUUCUACUAGAGGAAGUUGCAGCCACCCUGGAGGUCCUGAUCUUGGAGGACUGUUGGAUCACAGACUCCCAGUUGAAUGUCAUCCUGCCUGCCUUGAGCCGCUGCCACCAGAUCAUCAGCUUCAACUUCUGUGGGAACCAAAUCUCAAAGUCUGUCCUAGAGAACCUGUUGCGCCACACUGUCAGGCUGGAAAGGUUAAACUCAGUGAUAUUCCCUGUCCCCCUUGAGUGUUACGGUGAUAAUUUUGACCAUAUCUACUGGGAGAGAUUUGUCCAGCUUCGGGCUUGGCUAAUGGAGAUACUGAGGGAAACUCAGGCCUUGAGGAAGCCCGAGGUCAUUCUCCUCUGUACCCUGCCCUGUCUUACCUGUGGCAGCAGGGCAUCCUAUGACCUGGAGCCCAGUCCAUGCAGCUGUGGGAAGCUUGGAAGGGAACCAUGA
Microcebus murinus (gray mouse lemur) is the source of this 1563-nucleotide messenger RNA. Its product is annotated as PRAME family member 12-like. NCBI's taxonomy places the organism in Eukaryota, Metazoa, Chordata, Mammalia, Primates, Cheirogaleidae. The record is from RefSeq and is a predicted model, not a curated record. Gene Ontology annotation, cellular component: cytoplasm. Gene Ontology annotation, biological process: negative regulation of apoptotic process; negative regulation of DNA-templated transcription; positive regulation of cell population proliferation.